Messenger RNA from Girardinichthys multiradiatus, 3195 nucleotides. RefSeq names its product solute carrier family 52 member 3 (gene slc52a3-1). Gene Ontology annotation, biological process: riboflavin transport. Gene Ontology annotation, molecular function: riboflavin transmembrane transporter activity. NCBI's taxonomy places the organism in Eukaryota, Metazoa, Chordata, Actinopteri, Cyprinodontiformes, Goodeidae. The transcript is spliced from 4 exons. The record is from RefSeq and is a predicted model, not a curated record. Gene Ontology annotation, cellular component: plasma membrane. The coding region runs from base 322 to 1677 and encodes 451 amino acids.
UGUGUAUGUUAAAGUCUUAAUGUGUGACCAUUCAGAAAGGUGGAAAAUGUAAUCAUUAAGCUUAAAAUAUUCAAUGAUCUGCAUAGGAGAGCGGCAGGCGCAUAAUGGGGAAAUGGUUAAAAAUGGUAUUUAAUGAUUAAAUUGAAAACUUUAAGCAAAAGAACGUGGGACAGGAGAAGUGAUAAGAGCAAUAGUAGAAACCAGCAAUGAACCACAGAAACCAGAGAGCUUAAAAAAUGUGGAGGUGUGAUUGAGGCAUGGAAACAAGGUAUGACAGAUAGCAGAAGUGGUACUCUGUCUUCAGACUAAUCUGCCUGGAGUAUGGCUCUGCUCCUGCACCUUCUGGCCUGUGCCUUUGGCCUGGGUUCCUGGGUGGCAGUGAACGGUUUGUGGGUGGAACUUCCCCUCAUCGUCAAUGCUCUGCCUGAAGGUUGGGAGCUCCCCUCGUACCUCACAGUCAUCAUCCAGCUGGCCAACCUAGGACCUCUGCUGGUCACCCUCAUGCACAAACUGUGCCCAGGUCGUCUUAAUGAGCAUGCUGUCAUUUACUCCAUCCUCUCUAUCGGCAUCCUCUCUUGCAUCCUGCUCAUCUUCUUCUGGGACAAAACAACGAUUGUAGCAGGGGCGUCACACAGCACUGCCUUCUUUAUCCUCACCUUCUUCCUCUCUCUUGUGGACUGCACAUCUUCGGUUACCUUCCUCCCCUUUAUGAUGCAGCUUCCAGCUAAAUAUAUCACCACUUAUUUUAUUGGAGAGGGGUUGAGUGGUUUUAUUCCUGGUGUACUUGCUUUGGCGCAAGGUGUCGGCAUGGCCAAGUGCGUCAACAGCUCUCAGACUUUAGGAAACUACACAGACGAGGAAGUGUGGUCAUUGCAAACAGAGUAUCAUUCUCCAAACUUUUCCACACAGGUGUUUUUCUCUUUCCUGGUAGCCAUGAUGUGCAUAAGCUUGGCUGCUUUUGUUGGACUGAACAGGCUUCCUCGGACAUUCGAGCUGUCCACCGCAAACCUUGUGCCGGACACAGUGGGUUCAGUCAGCUCUGGGUUGGACAACCCAGGAGUGGAGGCUGAUGGAGAGGGUGAGAAAAGUCAGAGGACAGUGGAAGAAAACAGCAGACCUCUGCUGGUUGAAGCACAACAUUCCAUGUACCAGCUGGCCUGCAUCUACUUUCUAGUGAUUUGGGUCAAUGCUGCGACUAAUGGACUGCUGCCUUCGGUCCAAACGUAUUCCUGCAUGCCGUAUGGCAAUCUUGCCUAUCACCUUUCUGCAGCUCUGGCCUCGGUGGCCAACCCAGUGGCUUGCACUAUUGCAAUGUUCUUCCAAAACAGGUCUCUGAUAUUUCUUGGCAUGCUGACCGUGUUGGGGACAGGCUUUGGCAGCUAUAACAUGGCUAUGGCAGCUAUGAGUCCUUGUCCUUUGCUUCGUGGGUCUGCAGUGGGAGAGGCGAUCAUCGUACUCUCCUGGCUCUUAUUUACCGGGACGCUGUCUUAUGUCAAGGUGAUGGUGGGCGUUAUCCUGAGAGACCGAAGCCACAGCGCCCUCAUCUGGUGUGGAGCUGCAGCUCAGACGGGCUCACUGGUCGGCUCUGUCACCAUGUUCCCGCUGGUUAGCGUUUACCAGCUCUUCAAGUCAGGGGACUUCUGCAACACUCUGUGUCCUUCAGGAAAGUCGGGCUGACAGUCUCAAGACUCUAAGCUAAAGAGACAGAUUUGUGCUUUAAAAUGUUUGUUCAUUUAAUUAAUUUCCAGCAGCAAAUCAAAUGGACCCAUGUUUAUCGCCUAAAUGAAAAAACAAAAACAAAACAUUUGUUCCUGAGUGACUGCAAUAAUUAUAGAGAUUGUUUUGGCUUUACCAUGUUAGUAAUUAGCCCUCUGCCACGUUUGUAUAAAUGUUCCUGGAGUGAAAAUCUGUAACCUUUAAACAGAGACAAACUGCAGCUCUGAAAGGGGGCUGUACAUUUUUCUGGCCAGCAGAUGUCACAAGAACACCUUUAAAACACAUGGGUAGACAUCGACAUCAUACUGUGCAGACAAAGUGGAAUGCAUUGAUUCCUUUUGACUUCCACCUGUAAUCUCAACAUUUUAACGUGCAGCUUAAUAAGUUCAGUCAUUCUGCUUCACAUGUUGGCCAAAUCAAAUUUCCAGUUAAAAUUGUGUUCUUUUGAAUUUUGUGCUUAAUUUUGCUUUUAAUUUCACUCACUACCUUCAAAACAACAGUGUGUUGAAGCCAGAUUAUAACAAAGUUUCUUUCAUUCAAUUUAGGACUGUUUAAGACAUUUUGUAAGAUCAUCAUAAUUCAAAUUUAGAAGCCACAAUAAAAAUCAAAAAUAUGCAGAAUUUAAUUAAAACACAAGUUAAAAGUACCUUUAAUUUAAAAAUGUAAUUUUUUAGCUUCGGCAUGGGACUCGAAUGUUCUUACACCAAACACACACUUCGCCACCUUCCUACAGUCUAUAAUUAAAUGUCAGAUAAGAACAAUUAUGGAAAAUCCAGCCACAUGUAAGACUUUUCAGGGGAUCCAAUUAAGUUUUUAAAAUGUAAGACUUUUUAAUGUUGUUUUUUUUUUUUGGACCCUGAUUAUUUGAAUAAACAUUUUAUUUUAGGUUCUUGAUCAUAAACAUUGCAUUUGGAAAUGGUUUAACAACUGAAGGACAAAAGUUUAUUUUUACUCAAUGUUAUGCUAUGAUGAAGGCCUUGUCACAAAUCUUGGCCAGUCUUUCUUUAAAAAGGUCAGAUUUCAGUGUUUAUGAUGCUACAGUUAAGCUAACUGUGUUAAAAUCUGAGAUAAGAUGAAUACGUUUAAAAUAUCUCAAAUCAUUUUGUCUUUGUUAUAAAAUAAUAGUAAAACCCUGUUUUACAGCAACACCUGUCUUUCACAGACCUCUGCUUCUAAUAUUAAUGAUUAUUGAUCACUCAGGUGGAAAGAAAUCAGAAUAGGCUAAAACUGGUAUCAGCAGGAUAAAGCUUUAUGUUGGAUUGGAAGUUGGCCAUUGCCCUAUUUGGUGCAUCUUUAGUUAUAGUAGGUCUUGGUCACCUUUAUCACCCAAAGCAAAACUACAGACAAGCAUGUGUAAAAAAGAAACAUUAGCUCCACCAUAUGACUAAAACAUGUUGCUAACACACUGUUGCACCAAAAUUAAAGUCUGUGUGAUAAAUCAGCUAUUAAAUGAUUAAUAAAAAGGUUUUACAUAUUGCA